AUGGUUUCGGGAGCGGUGCGGCGCACCGUGCUGCUCCCGUACCUCGGAGCUACCGGUUCAGCACAACUACUCGUCUCCGCGCGUCCUCAUUUAAUACCCCUCCGUGAGCCGCUGCUGCCCAGUGCAGCCAUUUGGACAUGCUCAAAGAUUCCGGCCCAGCCGACUCGACCUUUUUCCGCCGCUACCUCGACAUGUUUGACGAGCGCGAACAACUUUGCGCCAGUGGGUUCGCGUUUCAGCACGCUACCGGCAAAGGCGCCCACCUCAUUUCUAGGCCUGGGCAACCGGUUCAGCUCGCCCUCAGGCAUCCUGCAGCGAUUCUCGACGACCCCAACGUCAUGGAAGCAGUCUGUCAAGGAGACGAGCCUGCAAGAGGAUUCACGGGAAGGUAGCAAGGCUGUAGAGAACGCGGAAGCGAAGAAGGAUGGAGAUGUGACAACACCCAGCGCGAACCCCAACGACGACGGGCUUGAGUCUCUUGGGUUCAAAAAAAGCGAAAAGGCACUCAAGGCGUCCCAGAUCAACAUGAGCGCACGUCUAUCCAAGGAAAGCAAGGCACAGCCCUCCAAGGCCGGCAUGGGUGAGAUAUGGAGAUUGCUCAAGAUUGCACGACCAGAGCUCAAGUGGCUCGCAAUCGCCUUUGUCUUUCUUCUCAUCUCGUCCAGCGUCACCAUGUCGAUUCCUUUCUCGGUUGGGCGAAUCCUUGACUUGGCGACCAAGGGCGAUGUAGAGAGCACCCGCAUCUUCGGCCUUACCCUGACGCAGUUCUUCAUGGCAUUUGGUGCCUUCUUGACCCUGGGUGCUGUGGCCAACUUUGGCCGCAUCAUUCUGCUGCGGAUUGUCGGCGAGCGUGUCGUUGCCCGCCUAAGGUCGCAGCUUUACCGUCGCACGUACACGCAGGAUGCCGAAUUCUUCGAUGCCAACCGCGUAGGUGAUCUCAUCUCGCGUCUCAGCUCGGACAGUGUCAUCGUCGGCAAGAGCAUCACGCAGAACGUCUCGGAUGGCAUGCGCUCAAUUGUCAGCGGAUGUGCUGGUGGUUGUGCAAUGCUCUGGCUUAGCCCCAAGCUGACGUCGAUCCUGCUGCUCAUGUUCCCGCCAAUCGCUAUCGGUGCCUUUAUAUACGGUCGCAUGAUCCGCAACAUCAGUCGGCAGAUUCAGCGAAACUUGGGAACACUGACAAAGAUCGCCGAGGAGCGUCUGGGAAACAUCAAGACAAGCCAGGCUUUUGCCGGUGAAGUACAAGAGGUUCACCGAUACAACAGCCAGAUCAGGAAGAUUUUCUCUCUGGGCAAGAGGGAGUCGUUUGUCGCUGCAACCUUCUACGGCUCUACGGGAUGGGCGGGGAACAUGACCAUCCUUGCCUUGUUGGUCGUUGGAGGAGGUUUGGUUCGGUCGGGAUCUAUGUCUCUUGGCGACCUUACUUCUUUUAUGAUGUACACGGCCUUUGCGGGAUCCAGCCUUUUCGGAGUAUCAGGGUUCUACUCGGAACUGAUGAAGGGUGUUGGUGCCGCAAGCCGUCUGUUUGAACUUCAAGAUCGCAAGCCUACCAUUCCCCAGACUGUUGGACUGAAGGUGAAGUCGGCACAGGGACCCAUCAAAUUCUCCAACGUGUGCUUUGCCUACCCGACCCGCCCAGCCGUUUCGAUCUUUAAUGGACUGGAUUUCGAGAUACCCUCCGGUAGCAAUGUCUGUGUGGUCGGACCUUCAGGUGGUGGCAAGUCGACCGUGGCAGGCUUGCUACUACGAUUCUACAACCCCACGUCUGGAACAAUCACCAUAAACGGUGUUGACAUCUCCAAGAUGAACGUCAAGUCCCUCAGACGGCGCAUUGGCAUGGUGGCCCAGGAGCCAGUACUGUUCUCCGGCACCGUCGCGGAAAACAUUGCCUAUGGCCGACCCGAAGCCUCUAGGGCCGAGAUCAUCGCCGCGGCCCAAAAGGCUAAUUGCGGCUUCAUCAGCGAUUUCCCCGAUGGCCUUGAGACGCAAGUCGGUGCCCGCGGCGCGCAGCUGUCUGGUGGCCAGAAGCAGCGCAUCGCCAUCGCGCGCGCCCUGCUCAAGGACCCGGAUAUUCUCAUCUUGGACGAAGCCACGUCAGCGCUCGACGCUGAGUCGGAGACCUUGGUGAACUCUGCGCUCGCCCAGCUGCUCAAGGGACGCAACACCACCAUCAGCAUCGCCCAUCGCCUGUCAACCAUCAAGAGGAGCGAUAAGAUCAUUGUGCUUUCCAGCGAGGGCAGGGUCGCUGAGAUUGGAAGCUACACUGAGCUGAGCGCCAACCCAGACAGUGCCUUUAGCAAGCUCAUGGAGUGGCAGAUGAGCGGCGGUGACGUCCCGUCCCAGCAGAGGCCCCCGCCUACCAUCACGGAGGCGGAGGCGAUAUCCGAGGAGCUCGAGACGGAUGAGGAGCCGGCAGUCGAGGAGGAGGAGGAUGUUGAGGAGAGUGAUGACAAGGAUGCAAAGAAGCCAUCGGAGAAGGAGUAA
Messenger RNA from Pyricularia grisea, 2481 nucleotides. RefSeq lists its product as uncharacterized. The transcript has a single exon. The record is from RefSeq and is a predicted model, not a curated record. NCBI's taxonomy places the organism in Eukaryota, Fungi, Ascomycota, Sordariomycetes, Magnaporthales, Pyriculariaceae. Gene Ontology annotation, molecular function: ABC-type oligopeptide transporter activity; ATP hydrolysis activity; ATP binding. Gene Ontology annotation, biological process: transmembrane transport. Gene Ontology annotation, cellular component: membrane. The coding region runs from base 1 to 2481 and encodes 826 amino acids.